Molecule: messenger RNA, 996 nt
Organism: Orycteropus afer afer
Lineage: Eukaryota; Metazoa; Chordata; Mammalia; Tubulidentata; Orycteropodidae
Gene: DRD4
Product: dopamine receptor D4
Exons: 4
Coding region: 1-996 (331 amino acids)
Biological process (GO): adenylate cyclase-activating adrenergic receptor signaling pathway; adenylate cyclase-inhibiting dopamine receptor signaling pathway
Cellular component (GO): plasma membrane
Molecular function (GO): dopamine neurotransmitter receptor activity, coupled via Gi/Go; G protein-coupled receptor activity
Source: RefSeq, a predicted model, not a curated record
AUGGGAAACCGCAGCGCGGCGGACUCGGGCGAGCUCCUAGGGGCGCACGGGCAGGGGGCCGGCGUCCCGGGCGCAGCGGCAGCGCUGGUGGGGGGCGUGCUGCUCAUCGGCGCAGUGCUCGCGGGAAACUCGCUGGUGUGCGCGAGCGUGGCGUCCGAGCGAGCCCUGCAGACGCCCACCAACUACUUCAUCGUGAGCCUGGCUGCUGCGGACCUCCUCCUGGCGCUGCUCGUGCUCCCGCUGUUCGUGUACUCCGAGGUCCAGGGUGGUGUGUGGCUGCUGGGCCCCAGGCUCUGCGACGCGCUCAUGGCCAUGGACGUGAUGUUGUGCACCGCCUCCAUCUUCAACCUCUGCGCCAUCAGCGUGGACAGGUUCGUGGCCGUGGCCGUCCCGCUGCGCUACAACCGCCAGGGCCGGGGCGGCCGGCAGCUGCUGCUGAUCGGCGCCACGUGGCUGCUGUCGGCCGCCGUGGCGGCGCCGGUGGUGUGUGGCCUCAACGACGUGCGCGACCGCGACCCGGCCGCGUGCCGCCUGGAGGACCGCGACUACGUGGUCGUCUCGUCCGUGUGCUCCUUCUUCCUGCCCUGCCCGCUCAUGCUGCUGCUCUACUGGGCCACGUUCCGGGGCCUGCGGCGCUGGGAGGCGGCACGCCGCGCCAAGCUGCGGGGCCGCCGGCUGAGCCGAGCCCCGGCUCCCGGCGGCGCCCCAGGCCCGCCCCAGGCCCGCAGGAGAAGGCGCCCCAAGAUCCCCGGCCGGGAGCGCAAGGCCAUGAGGGUGCUGCCCGUGGUGGUCGGGGCCUUCCUGGUGUGCUGGACGCCCUUCUUCGUGGUGCACAUCACGCGGGCGCUGUGUCCCGCCUGCGCCGUGCCCGCCCGGCUGGUCAGCGCCGUCACCUGGCUGGGCUACGUCAACAGCGCCCUCAACCCGGUCAUCUACACCGCCUUCAACGCCGAGUUCCGCCACGCCUUCCGCAAGGCCCUGAACGCCUGCUGCUGA